Molecule: messenger RNA, 2261 nt
Organism: Cololabis saira (Pacific saury)
Lineage: Eukaryota; Metazoa; Chordata; Actinopteri; Beloniformes; Belonidae
Product: ATP-binding cassette sub-family D member 2-like
Exons: 10
Coding region: 93-2255 (720 amino acids)
Biological process (GO): very long-chain fatty acid catabolic process; fatty acid beta-oxidation; peroxisome organization
Cellular component (GO): peroxisomal membrane
Molecular function (GO): long-chain fatty acid transmembrane transporter activity; ATP binding; ABC-type transporter activity
Source: RefSeq, a predicted model, not a curated record
CCUCCUCCGCAGCCAUCACCGCCUCUCCUCCUGCUCGCUCCGCCACCGCGGCUCUGCUCCGCGGGAUGGGUGUCGACCACUAACGUUAAAACAUGUCGGACAUGCUGGACGCGGUGUCCGCGGCUCGGUGGCAGCACUUAGCCCGGCGAGCCGCGCUGCUGGCGGCCGCCGCCUACGGGGCCAGGGCGCUGUACCCGCUGCUCCGGCGGCGGCUCCGCCGGGACAACAAGACCCCCGACCCCGGGGGGGAGAAGGGAGAAGCCGGCCCCGCCUCCGGCCCGGGGGUGAACGCCGAGUUCCUCCGGCAGAUUCUGGAGCUGGCCCGGAUCCUGUUCCCCCGACUGCUGUCCCGGGAGCUGCUGCUGCUCAGCCUGCACUCGCUGGCCCUGGUGUCCCGCACCUUCCUGUCCAUCUACGUGGCCAGCCUGGACGGCAAGAUCGCCAAGACCAUCGUGGAGAAGAAGCCGCGGCGCUUCAUCGUGCAGCUGGUCCGCUGGCUGCUCAUCGCCAUCCCCGCCACCUUCGUCAACAGCGCCAUCCGCUACCUGGAGUGCAAGCUGGCGCUGGCCUUCCGCUCCCGGCUGGUGGCCCACGCCUACCGGACCUACUUCACCCAGCAGACCUACUACCGGGUCAGCCACAUGGACGGCCGGCUGGCCAACCCGGACCAGUCCCUGACGGAGGACGUGAUGAUGUUCUCGCAGACCGUGGCUCACCUGUACUCCAACCUGACCAAGCCCAUCCUGGACGUGGUGCUCACCUCCUACACGCUGAUCCGGACGGCGCGGGCCCGCGGGGCCAGCGCCACCGGGCCCACGCUGCUGGCCGGCCUGGUGGUGCUGGCCACGGCCAAGGUGCUGCGGGCCUGCUCGCCCCGCUUCGGACAGCUGGUGGCCGAGGAGGCCCACAGGAAGGGGUACCUGCGGUACGUGCACUCCAGGAUCAUCGCCAACGCCGAGGAGAUCGCCUUCUACAGGGGACACAAGGUGGAGAUGUGUCAGCUGCAGAAGUGCUACCGGGCCCUGGCAGAUCAGAUGAACCUGAUCCUGUCCAAGCGCCUCUGGUACAUCAUGAUCGAGCAGUUUCUCAUGAAGUACGUGUGGAGCGGCAGCGGGCUCAUCAUGGUGGCCAUGCCCAUCAUCACAGCCACCGGCUUCGCUGAUAACGAAACAGCAGAAGGACAGGCUCACUUGAUGGUGAGCGAGAGGACGGAGGCGUUCACCACCGCCCGUAACCUCCUGGCGUCAGGAGCCGAUGCCAUCGAGAGAAUCAUGUCCUCCUACAAAGAGGUCACCGAGUUGGCAGGCUACACGGCGAGGGUCCACAGCAUGUUCAUGGUGUUCGAGGACGUCCAGAAGGGCAUCUACAAGCGCUCCACCGUGUCCACCACCACGGCAACAAAAAAGAAGACCAAGCCUGAGAUGCACAUAGAUGGGCCGCUGGAAAUAAAGGGUGAAGUGAUUGACAUUGACAAAGGCAUCGUGUGUGAACAUGUCCCGAUCAUCACACCGAACGGAGACGUUGUAGUGUCGGGCCUGAACCUAAAGGUGGAGGAGGGCAUGCACCUGUUGAUCACAGGACCCAACGGCUGUGGAAAAAGCUCCCUGUUCAGGAUCCUGAGCGGCUUGUGGCCCGUCUACGGCGGCCGACUCCACAAGCCUUCUCCACAACACAUGUUCUACAUCCCACAGAGGCCGUACAUGUCCAUGGGAACACUGCGGGACCAGGUCAUCUACCCAGACUCGGUGGAGGACAUGGCCGCCAGGGGGCUGAGGGACACGGAGCUGGAGGCCAUCCUGGACAUCGUCCACCUUAACCACAUCGUCACCAGAGAGGGAGGCUGGGAUGCUGAGCUGGACUGGAAGGACGUGCUGUCUGGAGGUGAAAAGCAGAGGAUGGGCAUGGCUCGCAUGUUCUACCACAAGCCCACGUACGCCCUGCUGGACGAGUGCACCAGCGCCGUGAGCAUCGACGUGGAGGGGAAGAUUUUCCAGGCUGCCAAGGAUGCCGGCAUCUCCCUGCUCUCCAUCACACACCGGCCCUCCCUGUGGAAGUACCACACCCACCUGCUGCAGUUCGACGGCGAGGGCGGCUGGCGCUUCGAGCAGCUGGACUCGGCCACGCGCCUCUCCCUCACCGAGGAGAAGCAGCGGCUGGAGGCGCAGCUGGCCGGCAUCCCUGAGAUGCAGCAUCGCCUCAACGAGCUCUGCAAGAUCCUGGGGGACGACUCGGUCCUCAAAACAGCCGAGGAGUGAAGGAGG